Racocetra fulgida is the source of this 248-nucleotide messenger RNA. The record is from the annotation of a GenBank genome assembly. Lineage: Eukaryota; Fungi; Glomeromycota; Glomeromycetes; Diversisporales; Gigasporaceae.
CAAAAAUUCCUUGUCCUUAAUGGACAAAUUUCAUGCUUUGGUAAAAGAAAAAAUUCAACAAAAUUUUUGCGAGCCGAAUGAUCAUUCACGCGCAGAUGCACGGCCUACACAAGAAGUACAAGGUGCAAGCAUAAGCACCACUACCGAGGUUGAAGUGUUGGCUACUUCUGAACAAAACGUGUUGGUUACUUCUGAACAAAACUGUAUAUUAAUUCCUUCAUAUGCUUGUCGAACAAAAAAAGAGCAAG